UGGUGCUCCGGUGAGGUCCGAGGCUGGACCAAUUGGGACACAGAAUUUGAAUCGAUUCGAAGAUAUGAUGAAGUUGCUGAUGAAGUAACUGAGCAAAAAAAGCCAUCAAAAUAUGGCGGCAUUGCAACAAAGUUGGUACAGUUCCAAGAACUGGACCGGGCCCACUAGAAGUGCGUCUUAUCAGACCAACCACCCAUGUUUGGUGCCAUUUAUGUAAUAGAAUCUUAACUCCCUCGAACCAAGUUGGAAUUGGUUCGAUAGGAUCUGCGAAAAGAACGUCCCCGUGAUAAGGCGUACAAGGAAGAUAGUUGAUAUGAGAUGUUUUUUGAUUAGUGCGAAUUGCCUGAAGCGCCUGAGGAGCACUCGGCGCAACUAUAAAAGGGGCGCAACCAAGCGAGCUGCGUAAAGCGUAACCGCUCUUCAACAGUGACACAAGUGACACACAACCAGCACCACCGCGCGAAUAUGCCUAAACGAUCUUCGAACACUGACGGUGCUGGGCGGGAGACUAGCACCCUCAUGAUGGAGCAACUGGCCCGGGUGGCCGAGCAGCUCCUGAACGAGCUACUGAAACAGGUGGGAGCAAAGCACGGCGGUAAGAGUAUAAGCGCUCCUCUAUCGAUACGAUCUAAAGCCCACACUGCUCCACACAGGUGAAGCUAGGUGAGCUCUCGAGCAGCGCGCCCCAACAAUCUCCAGUGAAGCGUGUAGGCCUUGGAGCCUGUGCGCCUGUCGUUUGCGAAUACUAAUGCGACCCGACGACGUGUACACCGUGCCAUAGCCGUUAGCCGGUUGAGAUGACGCAGGCGCUAGAACCUCCGAGCACGAAGCUCCAGCAGCGCUCCGCUCCAACUUGUUUGUCAGCUCGCCCCCUGGGAGCAGAUGAAAGGAGACGAAACAACAAUAGCUUCUGUGUGUGUGUGUGUUGCUGUGUGUGUUUUGUUGCCUGAGGUGCCUGAGAAUAAGACGAAUCCAUUCAGAACGCUAGAACGCCUCCCGGAAGAAGAGAGAGAGAGAGAGGCACAGGGAGAGAUAGAGAACACAAAAAAAAACGUGACACAGUGUAGAGCAGGAAAUGGCAUUACGCGAAACGAUGGCGUAGUAGAAUGGGUUACCUUUCCUACUAGUGCGCGCAUAGUGCUUGAUAGUCUUUUUUUUUACUUGACGAUAGCUGCUGACGUUCCCACACCGACGUCAACGACGGUUGUGACUCUACUACACACGUUGGAAACAUGGGGACUUAGGCACCAACAGGGAGGAGAACGGACCAGAGCAAUACACGGAGGUGGAAAGGAAUUCGCGAAACGUACUACGCUUGCUGUUCUCUCUGUUUGUGUGUUAGUUUGGCGAGGGGAAGGGACGAGAGUUAGAUUCGUAAGAUGGCUAGAAUCGCCUCCGGCAAACUGCGCUUGCCUACUACACCUUGCUCUAGGUCUGGAAGCGUGUGUCAGUCUGUGAUAUGGUUUGGAAGGCUCGAUACACGUUUCUCGGGCGCGCGUGUGUGGUGUUCGUCUGUGAUCUAGUUGCUAGUAACACCGCAAACAGUGCCGGCGGCCGGUAACUAUACGUCGGACGUGUACGCCUCGUACGCGGAACUGUUCGACCUGUCCGUCAACCUGCCGAACGACGGCGAAGUGCCGCUAAGCCCCCAGUCCCAGCUGCACCAGCAGCAGCAGCAGCAGUCGUACGGCGGCCAGCCCGCCCAAAGCCCGGAGUACAUACCGGCCACGAUCUUUCACGACGUGCCGAUGCAGCCGAUGAAACAGGAGCACCCGUCGACGGCCUGGUCGGACAGUUGGAGCAGCAGCAGCAGCGGCUACAGCAGCUGCGGCAGCAUUAUCAGCAGCAAUCCCGCAUCGCCGGAAUCGACCGCCUCGUCCUACGGGCUGCUGGACCAUCCGCACCAGCAAACGGGCCAUCAGCAGCGUACCGUGUCGCCGUACCACCAUCACCAUCAGCACCAGGCGGGCAGUCUGCUGGAUCAACCGAUCAUCAAGACGGAGUACGAUUCCGGAGCGGAAACCAGCAUCGAUCUGGAGUCGCUGCUCGGUGACUCAUCGCCGUACCACCAUCAGUCACAGUCGCCCUCGCCGGGCUUCGUAAAGGUGGAACCGAACUAUUCGGGCCCGCUGGAGCAGCCACCAUCUGGCACCGUCAGCAAACCGCAGACCGGUGGAUUCCAGAUACUGCGGGAGCAUCUACAGGACACCAGCUUCCAGCGCCGGCACAAUCUGAAACCGUUAGAGCUGGAUUCGCUGAUCGGAGGGCUGACGACCCAUGCCGACAUUGGGCCGGUGUUUGAGUUCGCCCUGCAGGAGAUGAAGAACGGUAUGCAGGCCACCUGUACCGAGCUGGGCAUCUCUUCCGAUCCCAAGCAGUGGACAACGGCCAAGGUCCAUCAGUGGUUGGAGCUGGCGAUGGGCAAGUACUUCCUGCCCCGGUUAGACAACCUUGCCGCCCUGUUCCCGGAAAAUGGUGCCCAACUGGCAGCGCUACCGUUGGAGGAGUUUGUCCGUCGUAUACCACAGGGUGGUGAUAAGCUGCACGGCUACCUUGAUCUGUGGAAGCAGAUCAAUCGGCUAAUGGUCGGUGAUAAUGCUACGGUCGAUAGUAUGGUUACCGACAGUCUCACUUCUACCGGUGGCGUCAUCUCGUCGAUGGGAUGCGCUCCAGUGUCUGGCGAUGGCAAUGGAUCUAGCUUUGCUGCUGGAUUACCCACGGACAGUAGGCUGGGUGGUGUGAUGAUGGCCGGCGUUGGAACUGGCAGUGGUAGCAGCUGUGCUACGCCCGGCCCAAGCAGCAGUCCACCGAUGGUGGAGAACUUCGACAGUGACUCAAUGAAUGGAGAUAUCAGCGACGAUGACGACGAAGACAUGCCGCUGGAAAGCCCUGGCAGCUCAUCUUCAGCCGGUGGUCCAUCGACAAGCGCCACCAGCGCCACCACGGGAGCAUCCGGAGCACCUGCCCCGGCCAAGGCCCGGCACGGUGGGUCCCACAUACAUCUGUGGCAGUUUCUGAAGGAGCUGCUCGCCUGCCCGGAACAGCACCAGAACGCGAUCCGCUGGAUCGACCGGUCCAAGGGUGUGUUCAAGAUCGAGGAUUCGGUGCGCGUCGCCCGACUGUGGGGCCGGCGCAAGAACCGUCCCGCCAUGAACUACGACAAGCUGUCGCGCUCGAUACGGCAGUACUACAAGAAGGGUAUCAUGCAGAAGACGGAACGCUCGCAACGGUUGGUGUACCAGUUCUGCAGCCCGUACGCGCUGUAGAUAACCGCAACCCAAACCCAACCACCUUGCUUGAGAGCGACCCCGGCUUGCACAACUGUAGUUUCCCCGUUUUGUUUUACUUCCGCGGCUAGAGUGUAGGACAAUAUUUAUUAUGCGUAAUUUAUUUAAAAAGAACAACAAAACAGACAGCAACAUCAAACGUUCAGAAACGUAAACAGAGGAGCACAUAUCUCACGUAUGCUCGGCAGGAUACCUUAGCAGCUUAGGCACACUUUAAUGCACAGUUUGUUGCCGAUCUAACCACAGACAGUCGGUUAGGCAUCAUGCUCUUGCACUUGCCGUCAGCUAAGACGUAAUCACUCUUUUGUAUUAUCACUCACAGGCACAACCACUCUUCUCGUCACUGCGCAGGGGGGGAUUAGGUAGUGAGCGUUGUAGAUCUAGCCGGAUUUCGGACGACUCCACCUUCUUCUUCUUGGGUAGUAUUAACCCAGGCAGAACAAUGGUAACAGACCGAUCGGUAUAUAUGACAGAUGACAGCGCUUACACAACCCUUAAGAGAGCGAGAUAGAGCUUACAAGCUUUAGGAUAAUAUUCUUAAAAAAUGAUGUGAUUACUUACCGUCCUUGAUAUUGGUCCUGGUAGAGCUCUUCUUGAAUGUAGGAGAUCCUUCUGGUACCAGGAAAAAAUCUCCAACACAUACACACCACUCACUUCUGUUCUCCUCCGUUCGGUGUUAUCCUGAUGCUGGAUCCGAUCUGUGGAUGGAGAAAUUAGAAAAAAAAAAAACACACACCCGCACGUCGGACAUGGCGUCUCGCAGGUGGAGAAGCGUCCUUUAUAUCACCGCUUUCGAAAGCAUGCGAGAGUGUAACUGCAUUCGCCGGCUUCUCGAGCAGCAAUCCCCAUUUAGGACGCAGACGAGUCGUUAUCUCGACUUUAAUAUUCGUCGUUUACUUUUUAACGUAUUUGCUUACCGUUUCUGCUGUGUGCUGGUUUCCGGGCGCACCGGGUAUUACGGGCGCCUGGCCACAAAAGGCAGAUUCGGUAAUUUCGGUCCCAUAUAUCUAUGAUAUAUUUUUACUGUAAGUUCUAUGAACAUUACAACGUUUUAAGGUUUAACGAAGAAGAAGAAGAAGAAAAAACAAACGAUCGUAACAAAAUAAUAAAAAAAUAAUUAGGUAUGUAAGAGAAUCCGUACGGUUAGGUUAAGGAACUCUCUCCGCCACACAGCUCCGUUGUGCUGUUGUGUUUUUUUUUAGAAAUUAAAUGUAUCUGUUCUGUUUUCACUUUCACACUCUACAAACACCAACUUUUUCUCUUUUCUCUGCUGUGCACAACACUUUCAUACACUUUUAUCUCACUUUUAACGAGUUGAAAUCCUUCAUCUCUUCUCAAUAAGUAUAAAAACAAUUAGCCACGUAAGCAAACAAUUACCGGAACCGGUUUCGUAAGUCGAAACCUCACCGGUAGUACUAGGCUAUCGUUGCAAUAUUUGAAGUAGAGUGUUAGUGUUUUGAAGCAAAAGUGGGAAAUGUUUCCCCAUUGAUAUUAUAGAAGUAGAAGUAGAAGUAGAAGUAGAAGUAGAAGUUGGUAAAGUCAAUAGGGAGAAUGAAUUGUGAGGAAGGUUUCGUGGCGGCUCUGGACACACAACCGAUCAACAGUCGUCGAUGAGAGACAUUUGAGCUCACUUUCUCAUCGUAGACUUUUCGCCGGUUACAUGUGAUGUGUCAGAAAGGGAAGGGAGUGAUCGAGAGAAAGGAAGAAGAGUUUAAUGGCUUGUUUUUUAAAUUAAACUAAGAAUAAUACAACAGAAUCUUCACUCAAAAGUGUGGUCAUUCAUAAUAAGUCAACAGAGUUGUUGUUAAGAUUUAGGAACUAUCGUUAAGGCUAAUAGCCACAAGUCUCCCCUUUACACCAGCGCAGUGUAAUGGAAGGGCUAUAAGCUUUUCAUUGAAACAAUUUGUCCAAUAUUCGUCUAUUGUUAAGCAGAUUAUUCAUUAAAGCGUUAGUUAGCGCUUUUGUCUCACACAUAUUUCUCUACCACCUUGGUGCAUGGGUAGCUCCACGCGAGAGGAGCAUAAUUUGUUUGUAGUAGCUUAUAAUAACAAAACAACAAAACAAAAAAAGAUAUUUAGUCGUAAGCCACAACUUCUAAGAAAAUAACUUCAUGUGAUUUAAGUGCCUUUCCCAGUUUAAUAUAUGUAACAGAAAACAUAACCACAACCAAGCUAUUGAUGUAAUCGAUCGAUCGAUUAGAAUUUAAGAUAGAUCGCUAGGUGCCGCUAGAAUCUUUGCUACCACGAAGUUUACCGAUACAUCGAUGUCAACGCACCAUCGCACGCAUAUCUUUUGGUCAGAUACACACACAAUAUCCAGGCAUGGAAUGUUUGUUGUUGAAAGUAGAGAUUAGCUAGCACCUGUAAUGAUGUAAUACACGCAUUGAUUUGUACAAUAAACUAGAAACUAAACAAAAA
This is a messenger RNA of Anopheles coluzzii, 5704 nucleotides long. RefSeq names its product DNA-binding protein D-ETS-4 (gene Ets98B). The coding region runs from base 1749 to 3266 and encodes 505 amino acids. Gene Ontology annotation, cellular component: nucleus. NCBI's taxonomy places the organism in Eukaryota, Metazoa, Arthropoda, Insecta, Diptera, Culicidae. Gene Ontology annotation, molecular function: sequence-specific DNA binding; DNA-binding transcription factor activity, RNA polymerase II-specific. The transcript has 5 exons. The record is from RefSeq and is a predicted model, not a curated record. Gene Ontology annotation, biological process: cell differentiation; regulation of transcription by RNA polymerase II.